Messenger RNA from Hordeum vulgare subsp. vulgare (domesticated barley), 1363 nucleotides. Its product is annotated as enoyl-[acyl-carrier-protein] reductase [NADH] 1, chloroplastic. The record is from RefSeq and is a predicted model, not a curated record. NCBI's taxonomy places the organism in Eukaryota, Viridiplantae, Streptophyta, Magnoliopsida, Poales, Poaceae. Gene Ontology annotation, molecular function: enoyl-[acyl-carrier-protein] reductase (NADH) activity. Bases 239 to 1357 code for a protein of 372 amino acids. The transcript is spliced from 13 exons. Gene Ontology annotation, biological process: fatty acid biosynthetic process.
CUCAGCUACUCCGGCGGUCUGGCCAAACCGAACCCUCUUCUCCCCCUCGGUCUCAUCGAAAACCCCCUCGUCCCCUCCUCCCUAUUACUCUCCCACCUGCUCUCCCCGCCGCUCCAGAAUCGCCGCCACCUUGCUGCGCUCAUCAACAGCACGCGCAUCCCCUGUGCUCCCCCACCCAGAUCCCUCCCUCACGCAUUCCGUCUUCUCCCGAGGCUGGUGGUAGCUGCUAGCACGGACGAUGGCCCCUUGUGCAACUGCCGGCGCGCAGAUGCUGGCCGCACGCCCCUGCGUCUCGGCCUCUCAGAGUAUGCUCACCUCGAGGGCGGCCGUCUUGCGGAUCAACCUGGCGCUCGGCGCUGGUAGCUUCGCGAGCUGUCCCAGGAUCUCCUGCUCUAGGUCUCUUGGUUCUUGUGUCGCCGUAAGAGCGGUGUCAGGAGAAGGUAGCUCUUCUGGGCUGCCCAUCGAUCUUAGAGGGAAAAGAGCAUUUAUUGCUGGGGUUGCUGAUGAUAACGGCUAUGGCUGGGCAAUUGCAAAGGCUCUUGCCGCAGCUGGGGCUGAAAUUCUUGUUGGUACAUGGGUGCCUGCACUUAACAUAUUCGAGACAAGCCUGAGGCGUGGAAAGUUUGACGAAUCACGGAAGCUGCCUGAUGGAUCUCUUAUGGAGAUUGUUAAAGUCUAUCCACUGGAUGCUGUCUAUGAUUCCCCGGAGGAUGUUCCUGAAGAUGUCAAAACAAACAAAAGGUAUGCAGGAUCGUCAAAUUGGACUGUGAAGGAAGCUGCCGAAUUAGUUAAGAAGGAAUAUGGCAGCAUUGACAUUCUUGUGCAUUCUCUUGCUAAUGGUCCUGAGGUUACAAAACCUUUGCUGGAAACCUCAAGAAGUGGUUAUCUUGCUGCAAUUUCAGCAUCCAGUUAUUCCUUUGUUUCUUUACUUAAGCAUUUCCUUCCUAUUAUGAAUCCAGGUGGUGCUAGUAUCUCGCUAACAUAUAUUGCAUCUGAAAGGACAAUUCCUGGAUAUGGCGGUGGCAUGAGUUCAGCUAAAGCAGCUCUUGAGAGUGAUACAAAAGUACUUGCUUUUGAAGCUGGACGCAAAGGCAAAAUCCGAGUGAACACCAUAUCUGCAGGUCCUCUGGGAAGCAGAGCCGCCAAGGCAAUUGGAUUCAUUGAGAAGAUGAUCGAGUACUCUUAUGUCAACGCACCAUUGCAGAAGGAGCUUCUGGCAGAUGAAGUCGGGAAUACGGCAGCAUUUCUGGUGUCUCCUUUGGCUUCUGCCAUCACUGGCUCGACUGUUUACGUCGACAAUGGACUUAACACCAUGGGUCUUGCAGUUGACAGCCCCACGGUAUCUUCGUUGUUGUGAUUCUGG